This is a messenger RNA of Pseudomassariella vexata, 3421 nucleotides long. Its product is annotated as putative beta-galactosidase. Gene Ontology annotation, molecular function: beta-galactosidase activity. Gene Ontology annotation, biological process: carbohydrate metabolic process. The coding region runs from base 49 to 3096 and encodes 1015 amino acids. The record is from RefSeq and is a predicted model, not a curated record. Lineage: Eukaryota; Fungi; Ascomycota; Sordariomycetes; Amphisphaeriales; Pseudomassariaceae. The transcript has 6 exons. Gene Ontology annotation, cellular component: vacuole.
CCAGUACUGUUUGGUUAUUCGGGAAUUUCGACAUUGAUUCAUGUAAAAAUGAGUUGGAUCCAGAGGGUUGUUGCAAUCCUCUUGUCAUUUUGUUGCGUUGAUGUGCUAGCGUUAACUCUAAGUGGGCAACAUUUAAUAGUCGCACAUCCAGGGAAACGCGAAGCUCUACAAAACCUGGUAACAUGGGACGAACACUCUCUAUUCGUUCGCGGUGAGCGGAUCAUGCUCUACUCAGGAGAGUUUCACCCGUGGCGUCUUCCUGUGCCUGGUCUCUGGCUGGACGUCUUCCAUAAGAUCAAGGCUCUUGGUUAUACAGGCGUAUCGUUUUAUGUUGAUUGGGCUCUGUUGGAAGGAAACCCUGGGCAUUUUACCGCCGAGGGAGUGUUCGCAUGGGAACCGUUUUUUGCAGCUGCUGCCGAAGCAGGAAUCUACCUCAUCGCCCGCCCAGGUCCAUACAUCAACGCCGAGGUAUCCGGUGGGGGAUUUCCGGGAUGGCUUCAGCGUAUCCCUGACAUUCUCAGGACUAAGGAGACCGGUUAUGUGGACGCCACUGAGAACUACGUCGCCCAUAUUGGCAAGCUCAUUGCCGAUGCCCAAAUCACGAAUGGCGGGCCAGUCAUUGCUCUUCAAACGGAAAACGAAUACACCUACGGCGCUGAUUGGAUCAAGUGGCCAGAUGUCGCAUACAUUGAGGCCGUUAACGAGCAGUUCCGGCGUGCCGGUAUUGUCGUGCCCUUGAUCAACAAUGAGGCGGCCGUUAUUGGUCUCUUUACCCCUGAGAAGCCUGGCGGUCCCAACAUCUACGGUCAUGACAGCUAUCCUAUUGGCUGGGAUUGCGCCAAUCCAGAAGCCAACUGGGUUGCUGGAAAACUACCCACAGACUGGAGAGAACUUCAUCUCCAACAAAGCCCAGACACCCCAUAUUCUGUCGUUGAAUUCCAGGGUGGAGCUAUUGAUAACUGGGGUGGGCCAGGUCUCGAAGGGUGUGCUGUCAUGACCAACCACGAAUUUGAGCGAUUAUUCUUCAAGAAUGACUUCAGCUUCGGCAUGACAAUUCUUAACAUUUAUAUGACAUACGGUGGCACCAACUGGGGCAAUCUAGGACAGUCAGGCGGAUAUACUUCGUACGACUACGGCGCAGCGAUCAAGGAAGACCGAACGAUUGGCCGCGAAAAAUAUGCCGAAGCAAAACUAAUCGCAAAUUUCAUCACUUCCUCUCCGGCAUAUCUGGAUGCAACCCCCGGCAACCUCACUAACACGUCUUAUGUGAGCACAACCGAGCUGUCAACCACCCCAAUUUUCGGCAAGACCACAACUUUCUACGUAACGCGGCACUCAGCUUACGAAUCUCUCGCAUCAACUCCAUACGUUUUCACUGUGCCGACAAGUAUCGGUAAUGUCACCAUUCCACAACUCGGCGGCAGCCUGACGAUGAAGGGCCGCGAUACCAAAAUCCACGUCACGGAUUACGACGUGGGUGGCAUCAAUCUACUUUACUCCUCUGCAGAUAUUUACACCCACAGAAGGACGGACGGGAAGCGUGUGCUUCUCAUGUACGGCGGAGCAGGCGAAACCCAUGAGCUUGCCUUCUCAAAUAAGCUUGGCAAGCCCAUCGUUGAAGGCGGAUCUGCAAAGAUUGAGACCAAGGGGUCGGCCGUUGUGGUGCAAUGGGAGGUUACGCCAACGAGAAAGGUUCUGCACUACGGGAGCAAUCUGGAUGUCUAUCUGCUCUGGCGCAAUGACGCGUUUAAGUAUUGGGUCCUGGAACUCGAGGCACCUGCUCCAAUAGGCAACUACUCUUCACAAAAAAAGGAUACCAUCAUCGCCAAAGCUGGAUAUCUCUUGCGCACAGCGACGAAAAUCGGCACGUCUCUUCACCUCACGGGUGACUUGAACGCAACCGCUGAUCUCGAGAUUCUCGCUGGUCUUCCCGGAUCAAACAAUAUCUACUUCAAUGGGCAAAAGGUUCCCGGUGUCAAGUCCGCAAACGGGCGGCUUUCGGCCAUAUUGACGUACUCGCCACCAUCCAUAAAUCUCCCAAGCCUCGCAGAUCUGGACUGGAAGUACCUCGACUCUCUUCCCGAAAUCAAGCCCGGCUACGACGAUUCCGCAUGGGUACAGGCCGACCACACCACGACCAACAACACUGCUCGCGACGAUUACGGCACCAUGUUCUUGUUGAAGACACCCACUUCGCUCAUCGCGGGUGAUUAUGGCUUUAGCACAGGAUCGCUUAUUUACCGUGGAUACUUUGCCGCAAAUGGAAACGAAUCAUCCCUCUACCUCUCCACGACAGGUGGCUCCGGCUUCGGCCACUCUGUCUGGAUCAACGAGACCUACGUCGGGUCAUGGUCAGGGAAUGGGUUGUUGAAGAGCUACAAUCAAACACUCGCCUUACCUUCCAAUUCAUCAUUAAAACGGGGGUCACAGUACGUUCUCACUGUGCUCAUUGACCAUAUGGGCCAAGAAACAUCCUGGACCCCCGGCUACGACACGAUGAAGACACCACGCGGAAUCAUUGACUACUCGCUCUCUGGGCAUGUGAAAUCUGACAUCAGCUGGAAGGUCACGGGGAAUAUGGGCGGCGAGCAAUACCGCGACCAGCUUCGUGGGCCUUUCAACGAGGGUGGGAUGUAUGCGGAGAGGCAGGGGUAUCACCUGCCGAAUCCACCCACCGCCGACUGGGAUAGUGCGUCGCCGCUCGACGGCAUCGAUUCAGCUGGAGUCGGAUUUUACGCUGCGAGUUGCGAACUCGACAUUCCUGCGGGCUAUGAUGUGCCCCUGAGUUUUGUAUUCGCGAACACUACCGAUGCAGGUGGAGCCCCGGCCGAUUUGAGAGUGCAGUUGUAUGUUAAUGGUUGGCAAUUUGGGAAAUACAUCAACAACCUUGGUCCUCAAAUUGCCUUCCCGGUCCCCGAAGGCACACUUAAUUACGCUGGGACAAACUACCUCGCCAUCACACUCUGGUCACAAGAGGCAGACGGUGGCAAAUUAGGAAGUCUGGAGCUUGCUGCUGACGCUGUAAUUCAAUCAGGCAUGAAGAAGCCCGCCCUGACUUGGGAUGAUCAAUGGGUAGAGCGAGAUGGGGCUUUUUAAGGAUUUCUAAGUACAUGUCACUGGAGCUGUUAAGGGCAAGCCACAACGAUUCGCAACAUUAAACAUCGCGAAUUCACGGCGUUGUUCAAAAUACAACACUCUGGCAACCUAGAAAAUAACUGUGGCUUCAUAGGAAGCUGAUAUCGUCCUGCCUUCGAACAAACUGUGGGGCUACCAGAGUGUAUCAAGGAUCUGCAUAAUAUAUUUCUUCACUACUUAAUUUGGUCUUAAGCCUGGACGCUAGUUAGGUCCUAUUUUCCUCGGUACACUACACGAAACCUACUAGCAGGUUUAUACGAAGCACGCCCCGUAGCAAAGAGCAGUG